AAAAAAUGGGUGACGCUCUUAUGGCAGAGUUUGGGCCUGCUGCUUCUUUUCUAAGAAAGUCAGACAUGGAGCGUCUAGAAGCCCAAACUCGUCAAUUUGACAUAAGGAAGGAGUGCUUUGUUCCUGAUGCUGAGGUUGAAUACGUCAAAGCAACCAUCAGUAGUCGUGAUGGUGACAAAGUCACUGCAGAGACUGAGUUUGGAAAGACUGUCACAGUGAAGGAGUGCGAUGUAAACCCUCAGAACCCGCCAAAGUUUGAUAAAAUUGAAGACAUGGCGAUGUUCACCUUCCUCCAUGAGCCAGCUGUGCUGUUUAACCUCAAAGAGCGUUACGCAGCAUGGAUGAUCUAUACCUACUCUGGGCUCUUCUGUGUGACUGUUAACCCCUACAAGUGGCUGCCAGUCUACAACCAAGAGGUGGUUAAUGCCUACAGAGGAAAGAAGAGGAGUGAAGCUCCUCCUCACAUCUUCUCCAUCUCUGACAAUGCCUACCAAUACAUGUUGUCAGACAGAGAAAACCAGUCAGUCCUUAUCACCGGAGAAUCUGGCGCUGGAAAGACUGUCAACACAAAGCGUGUCAUUCAGUACUUUGCCAGCAUUGCUGCUGCCCCAAAUACAAAGAAAGAUGCAGCUGCUGAAAAGAAGGGCACCCUGGAGGAUCAAAUCAUUCAGUGUAACCCUGCUCUGGAGGCCUUUGGUAAUGCCAAGACCAUCAGGAAUGACAACUCUUCCAGAUUUGGUAAAUUCAUCAGAAUUCAUUUUGACAACCGAGGAAAGCUGGCCUCUGCUGAUAUUGAGACUUACCUUCUGGAAAAGUCCCGUGUGACUUACCAGCUCAAAGCUGAGAGAGACUACCACAUUUUCUACCAGGUCUUGUCACAGCAAAAGCCUGAACUUCUGGAAAUGUUGCUUAUUACCAACAACCCCUACGACUACGCUUUCAUCUCUCAAGGAGAGACACAAGUAACCUCCAUCAAUGAUUGUGAUGAGCUGGUGGCCACUGAUGAAGCCUUUGAUGUGCUGGGCUUCACUCAGGAAGAGAAGAACAGUAUUUACAAGAAUGUUGGUGCCGUCAUGCAUUAUGGUAACAUGAAGUUUAAGCAGAAGCAGCGAGAGGAGCAGGCAGAGGCUGAUGGCACUGAAGAGGCUGACAAAGUAGCUUAUCUGUUGGGCCUAAACUCUGCUGACCUCAUCAAAGCUCUCUGUCAUCCAAGAGUCAAAGUAGGAAAUGAGUGGGUCACCAAGGGACAAAGUGUUGAUCAGGUCUACUAUGCUAUUAGUGCACUGUCUAAGUCAAUUUAUGAGAAGAUGUUUCUGUGGAUGGUAGUCCGUAUCAACCAACAGCUGGACACCAAGCAGCCUCGUCAGUACUUCAUUGGUGUACUGGACAUUGCUGGAUUUGAGAUCUUUGAUUUCAACACCUUUGAGCAGCUGUGCAUCAACUUCACCAAUGAAAAACUGCAACAGUUUUUCAACCAUCACAUGUUUGUGCUGGAGCAGGAAGAGUACAAGAAAGAGGGCAUUGAAUGGACUUUCAUUGAUUUUGGUAUGGACUUGCAAGCCUGUAUUGACCUGAUUGAAAAGCCCAUGGGUAUUAUGUCCAUCCUUGAAGAGGAGUGCAUGUUUCCCAAAGCCAGUGAUACCACCUUUAAAUCUAAACUCUAUGACAACCACCUGGGAAAAUCCAACAACUUCCAGAAGCCUAGAAUUGUGAAAGGGAGACCAGAGGCUCAUUUCUCCCUGGUCCACUACGCUGGAACUGUUGACUAUAAUAUCUGCAACUGGCUGGUGAAGAACAAGGAUCCUCUGAAUGAGACGGUUGUUGGUCUUUUCCAGAAGUCUACUCUCAAGCUUUUAUGCAACCUUUUUAUAGGGUAUGCUGGAGCUGACUCAGCUCCGGAAGCUGGUGGUGGAAAGAAAAAGAAAGGCUCCUCCUUCCAAACUGUAUCAGCUUUGCACAGGGAAAACCUGAACAAGCUGAUGACCAACUUGAGGUCCACUCACCCCCACUUUGUACGCUGCAUCAUCCCCAAUGAGUCCAAGACUCCUGGGGCCAUGGAGAACCCUCUGGUCAUGCACCAGCUGCGCUGUAAUGGUGUGCUGGAGGGCAUCAGGAUUUGCAGAAAGGGCUUCCCCAACAGGAUCCUCUAUGGAGAUUUCAAACAGAGAUACCGUAUUUUGAAUCCUAAUGCCAUUCCUGAGGGACAGUUCAUCGACAACAAGAAGGCUGCCGAGAAACUGUUGGGUACUCUAGACAUUGACCAUGAGCAGUACAGACUGGGGCACACAAAGGUGUUCUUCAAAGCUGGACUGCUGGGUACACUAGAAGAGAUGCGAGAUGACCGAUUAGCUCUAAUCAUCACUGGCAUCCAAGCUCGGUCACGAGGCAUUCUGGCGAGAAUUGAAUUUCAGAAGAUUGUUGAACGCAGGGAUGCACUACUUGUUAUCCAGUGGAACGUCCGUGCCUUCAUGGGGGUCAAGAAUUGGCCUUGGAUGAAGAUGUUCUUCAAGAUCAAACCUCUGCUGAGGUCAGCGGAGACUGAGAAGGAGAUGGCCAACAUGAAAGAAGAAUUCCUGAAGUUGAAAGAAGCUUAUGCAAAGUCUGAAGCUCGUAGGAAGGAACUAGAGGAGAAAAUGGUCUCUAUUCUCCAAGAGAAGAAUGACCUGCAGCUCCAAGUUCAAACUGAGCAAGAUAAUCUGUGUGAUUCUGAAGAAAGAUGCGAGGGUCUGAUCAAGAACAAGAUUCAGCAGGAGGCAAAACUCAAAGAGCUGACAGAAAGACUGGAGGAUGAGGAGGAGAUGAAUUCAGAACUCACUGCUAAGAAGAGGAAGUUGGAGGACGAGUGCUCUGAGCUGAAGAAAGAUAUCGAUGACUUAGAGUUAACCCUGGCUAAAGUGGAAAAAGAGAAGCAUGCCACCGAAAACAAGGUAAAAAACCUGACUGAGGAAAUGGCUGCUUUGGAGGAAAUGAUUGCCAAGUUGACCAAGGAAAAGAAAGCCUUACAGGAAGCUCAUCAGCAAACGCUGGAUGACCUGCAGAGUGAAGAAGACAAAGUCAACACUCUGACCAAGGCCAAGACUAAGCUGGAGCAACAAGUGGAUGAUCUUGAAGGGUCCCUAGAGCAAGAGAAGAAAGUGCGUAUGGACCUUGAGAGAGCAAAGCGGAAGCUUGAAGGAGACCUGAAGUUAGCUCAAGAGAGUAUCAUGGACCUUGAAAAUGACAAGCAGCAACUUGAAGAGAGGCUGAAAAAGAAAGAUUUUGAAAUGAGCCAAAUCAAUGGCAAACUAGAGGAUGAACAGGCGAUGAACGCCCAGCUCCAGAAAAAAUUGAAGGAGUUGCAGGCCCGAAUCGAAGAGCUGGAAGAAGAGCUUGAGGCAGAGCGAGCUGCCCGAGCCAAGGUGGAAAAGCAGAGAGCUGACUUGUCCAGAGAGCUGGAGGAGAUCAGCGAGAGGCUGGAGGAGGCUGGUGGAGCAACCGCAGCUCAGAUUGAGAUGAACAAGAAGAGGGAGGCUGAGUUCCAGAAACUCCGCAGAGACCUUGAAGAGGCCACUCUGCAGCAUGAAGCCACUGCUGCUACCCUGAGGAAGAAACAAGCUGACAGUGUUGCUGACCUCGGGGAGCAGAUUGACAACCUGCAGAGAGUCAAGCAGAAACUGGAGAAGGAGAAGAGUGAGCUCAGACUGGAACUGGAUGAUGUUGUUUCCAAUAUGGAACAGAUUGUGAAGUCUAAGAAUAAUUUGGAGAAAAUGUGCAGGACUCUGGAAGACCAGAUGAAUGAAUACAAAACAAAAUCAGAGGAAGGACAGCGUACCAUUAAUGACUUCAACAUGCAGAGAGCAAAGCUUCAAACUGAGAAUGGUGAAUUUGCAAGGCAGCUUGAAGAAAAGGAUUCCCUGGUGUCUCAACUCACCAGAGGAAAACAGUCCUAUACUCAACAACUUGAGGACCUUAAAAGACAACUGGAGGAAGAAGUCAAGGCCAAGAAUGCAUUAGCUCAUGCAGUGCAGUCCUCUCGUCAUGACUGUGACCUGCUCAGGGAGCAAUAUGAGGAGGAGCAGGAGGCCAAGGCUGAACUGCAGCGUGGCAUGUCCAAGGCCAACUCUGAGGUGGCUCAGUGGAGAACUAAGUACGAAACUGAUGCCGUCCAGAGGACCGAAGAACUGGAGGAUGCCAAAAAGAAGCUGGCUCAGCGUCUGCAAGAUGCUGAGGAGGCGGUUGAAGCAGUGAAUGCUAAAUGUUCUUCUCUGGAGAAGACCAAACACAGACUGCAGAAUGAGAUUGAAGAUCUCAUGGUGGAUGUAGAGAGGUCUAAUGCUGCUGCUGCUGCUCUAGACAAGAAGCAAAGAAACUUUGAUAAGGUCUUGUCAGAAUGGAAACAGAAGUAUGAAGAGUCUCAAACAGAGCUGGAGAGCUCUCAGAAGGAAGCCAGGUCUUUGAGCACCGAGCUCUUCAAACUGAAGAACUCCUAUGAAGAAUCUAUUGAGCAUCUGGAGACCUUGAAGAGAGAGAACAAGAACUUACAAGAGGAAAUAUCUGACCUCACUGAACAAAUUGGUGAGGGUGGAAAGAGUAUUCAUGAGCUUGAGAAGAUUCGAAAGCAGCUGGAACAAGAGAAGUCUGACAUACAAACAGCUCUGGAAGAGGCAGAGGCUACUUUGGAACACGAGGAAGGAAAGAUUCUCAGAGCCCAGCUCGAGUUCAAUCAGAUCAAGGCUGACAUUGAGCGCAAGCUGACCGAGAAAGAUGAAGAGAUGGAGCAAGCAAAGAGAAACCAACAACGCGUUGUCGAUACUCUUCAGAGCUCUCUUGAGUCCGAGACUCGCAGCAGGAAUGAGGCCCUCCGUUUGAAAAAGAAAAUGGAGGGAGACCUCAAUGAGAUGGAGAUCCAGCUUAGCCAGGCCAACAGGCAGGCAGCUGAGGCCCAGAAACAACUUAAAUCUAUACAUACACAUCUGAAGGAUUCCCAGCUCCACCUUGAUGACUCUCUUCGAGCCAAUGAUGAUCUGAAGGAAAACAUUGCAAUUGUUGAGAGACGCAACAAUCUGCUUCAGGCUGAGGUGGAGGAACUCAGGUCUGGUCUUGAACAAACUGAGAGAGGUCGCAAACUUGCUGAGCAAGAGCUGCUGGAUGUUAGUGAGAGGGUGCAGCUACUGCACUCACAGAACACAAGUUUGCUAAACCAAAAGAAGAAACUGGAGUCUGACACAGCCCAGUUUCAGACAGAAGUAGAGGAUGCAUUGCAGGAGUGCAGAAAUGCUGAAGAGAAGGCCAAGAAGGCCAUUACUGAUGCUGCCAUGAUGGCAGAGGAGCUGAAGAAGGAACAAGACACCAGUGCUCACCUUGAGCGUAUGAAGAAGAACAUGGAGCAAACCAUUAAAGACCUGCAGCACCGUCUGGAUGAAGCUGAACAGAUUGCCAUGAAGGGAGGCAAGAAGCAAGUGCAGAAGCUUGAGGCCAGGACCAGAGAACUGGAAACUGAGGUAGAGAAUGAACAAAGAAAGUCCAGUGAUGCUGUCAAGGGUGUACGAAAAUAUGAGAGACGAAUCAAAGAAUUGACCUAUCAAACAGAAGAGGAUCGUAAGAAUCUUGCCCGUCUGCAAGAUCUGGUAGACAAGCUACAGCUCAAAGUCAAAUCAUACAAGAGAACUUCAGAGGAGGCUGAGGAACAGUCCAAUAGUAAUCUCACCAAGUUCCGUAAACUUCAACAUGAGCUUGAUGAAGCUGAAGAGAGAGCUGACAUUGCUGAGUCUCAGGUCAACAAGAUGCGCACCAAGAGCCGUGAUGUGGGGCCAAAGAAGGGAUUUGAUGAAGAGUGAAGUUUCCUCAAGAAUGAUUGUUCCUGAGACCUGUGUAAUGGUGUCUCCCUAAGCAUGUCUUUUGUUCAGUAGAAUAAAUUUA
Scomber scombrus (Atlantic mackerel) is the source of this 5898-nucleotide messenger RNA. RefSeq names its product myosin-7-like. Gene Ontology annotation, cellular component: myosin complex. Bases 6 to 5816 code for a protein of 1936 amino acids. The transcript is spliced from 37 exons. The record is from RefSeq and is a predicted model, not a curated record. Lineage: Eukaryota; Metazoa; Chordata; Actinopteri; Scombriformes; Scombridae. Gene Ontology annotation, molecular function: ATP binding; cytoskeletal motor activity; actin filament binding.